AUGUUUAAAUUAAUCCAAAGAGCUUGCUUCAGAUACGCAGUGGCUAGCGGCAAGGCUGAGGCUGAAAUCAAAUCAGUAGCAGGACAUAAACCACCCUCUUUCGAAGAUACCGUCUAAGGAAAAUAUGCUGGAGUGCUUUUCUCUACUGCAUCUUAAAGGGAAGCUCUUCAUUUGGUACUUUAAGAUAUGAAGUACUUCAAAGAGUUGGCUGAAAAGAGUCCAGUAUUUGCAGGCUUCUUAUUAAACUCUGCAUAUAAGAGAAAUCAAUAAAGAAAUGUUAUAUAAGCAUUAACAAAAGAAGGAUUUCACGAGGUCACAGUAAAUUUGUUAAAUACUAUGAUUGAUAGUCAAAGAAUCUCAUAUUUGAGUAAGACUGCUGAGAAAUAUAUCGAAUAUUAUAGAAUCUUUAACAAAGAAGAAAAUAUUACAAUAAUAUCAGCAGAAUCAUUAUCUGAAGAAUAAAGAGCCCAAGUUGUUGGAGCCUUGAAGGAAUCUAGUCCUAAUGUUCAAUUCUCUGUAUAAUAUAAAGUGGACCCAUCCAUUUUGGGAGGUUUGUAAAUGUAUUCUGGCAACAAAUUCUUGGAUUGCUCAUUGUUGUCAAGAGUGAAUAAAUUGAGAUCAGAGUUGUAGAAGUUGAGCAUUUGAUUAAGAAUAAGCAAUAAAAUAAUAAUUAUAUUAUUAAUCUAAAAUA
Paramecium tetraurelia is the source of this 691-nucleotide messenger RNA. RefSeq lists its product as uncharacterized. Gene Ontology annotation, molecular function: proton-transporting ATP synthase activity, rotational mechanism. The transcript is spliced from 4 exons. Lineage: Eukaryota; Ciliophora; Oligohymenophorea; Peniculida; Parameciidae. Gene Ontology annotation, biological process: proton motive force-driven mitochondrial ATP synthesis. The record is from RefSeq and is a predicted model, not a curated record.